AUGGAAAAUUAUCGACCGAUCGAAAACACUUCAGCGUACUAUGAAAAGCUUGGCAUUCUCCAAACUAGAUGCGCGUCCCUCUUGGGCGAUCACGAGGAGCCAGCCACCACAUGGACUCUGGGGGAGCCUGCUCCGCCAACGCCACCCAGGUGCGAGGUGACUUCAAGAUAUACAUCGCAAUGGCAAGAUUGGCCUCUGGUACGCGGCUUGUGGGACCCAGAGGAACUGGGUUGGCCUCCGGCAGGGGUCCGCCUGACAGAUGCCUGGGUCUAUCUGGCCAUUAAGUACCUAACCGCACACGACCGCUAUCGCAAGUACUAUGCUGACUUUAAUUUUGAAGGGAUAAUCCGGCCCUGGCGCGUUCCUAUUGGGGAGACCAUUAUGGUCUCUGCCCACGGCCUAUUGACAUACCCGGUCUAUAUGGGCUGGUACGUCCUUUGCGGCAGUGGUGGUCGUAGUCACCAGGCCUGGCAGCUGUGUGAUUUUAGAGACAUCAGACGUGGCGGCGUCUGGCCUAUCAGCACGCUGACUCACGGUCUUGUCUUCCCGUCCCUAAAUCUAACAUUCCCACAUAUUGAAGAACUGAAGCGGCAUACGCCGCACGGAUGGAUGAGCACUAGACGACACUAUCGGCGACAUAUGGGGUUUUGGGUAACUUGUUUGAAUGACACAGUAAUCGUUUACACUAGAAAUCCCCAGGGCUACGCAGGUAUCGAGAUCAAACCAUUCAACGACCUCAACCCACGCGCGACUUGUACUGAUGAUCCAGGAUCGGAUUUAAUCCGCAUCAGGCCGGGUGCACUGCCGUUUCCGUUGUCCAUGAUGCCUUGA
Messenger RNA from Aspergillus homomorphus CBS 101889, 831 nucleotides. RefSeq lists its product as uncharacterized. Bases 1 to 831 code for a protein of 276 amino acids. The transcript has a single exon. Lineage: Eukaryota; Fungi; Ascomycota; Eurotiomycetes; Eurotiales; Aspergillaceae. The record is from RefSeq and is a predicted model, not a curated record.